GGAGGGACGCACGCGUAGAGAGGGGCGGAGCCGGAGCCCUGGAGUGCUGCUCCCUAAGUGUGUGUGUGUCGGGCUGGGUGGUGUUUGGUGCGGCAGGGCGGCCACUCAGCUGCAGCAGAGCAGGUGCCAUCCUGUGGAAGAACCAUGAAGCACUACGAGGUGGAGAUUCGGGACGCCAAGACAAGGGAGAAGCUGUGCUUCCUGGACAAGGUAGAGCCUCAGGCCACCAUUUCUGAAAUCAAGACCCUUUUCACCAAGACACACCCGCAGUGGUAUCCUGCCCGCCAGUCCCUCCGCCUGGACCCCAAGGGGAAGUCCCUGAAAGAUGAAGAUGUCUUGCAGAAGCUUCCUGUGGGCACCACGGCCACGCUCUACUUCCGGGACCUCGGGGCCCAGAUCAGCUGGGUGACGGUCUUCCUGACAGAGUAUGCCGGGCCCCUUUUCAUCUACCUGCUCUUCUACUUCCGGGUACCCUUCAUUUAUGGCCGCAAAUACGACUUUACGUCCAGUCGGCAUACGGUGGUGCACCUCGCCUGCAUGUGCCACUCAUUCCACUACAUCAAGCGCCUGCUGGAGACUCUCUUCGUGCAUCGAUUCUCUCAUGGAACCAUGCCUUUGCGAAACAUCUUCAAAAACUGCACCUACUAUUGGGGCUUUGCUGCAUGGAUGGCUUAUUACAUCAACCACCCUCUCUACACACCCCCUACCUAUGGAGUUCAGCAGGUUAAGCUGGCACUGGCCGUUUUUGUGAUCUGCCAGCUUGGGAACUUCUCCAUCCACAUGGCUCUUCGGGACCUUCGGCCUGCUGGGUCUAAAACCAGGAAGAUUCCAUACCCCACCAAGAACCCCUUCACCUGGCUAUUUCUGUUGGUGUCCUGUCCCAACUAUACUUACGAGGUGGGCUCCUGGAUUGGCUUUGCCAUCUUGACUCAGUGUGUCCCAGUGGCCCUCUUCUCCCUGGUGGGCUUCACCCAGAUGACUAUCUGGGCCAAGGGCAAGCAUCGCAGCUAUCUGAAGGAGUUCCGCGACUACCCGCCCCUGCGCAUGCCCAUUAUCCCCUUCCUGCUCUGAGCAGCUAGCUCCUCACGGGCUCAGCCCAGUAAUACUCUCUGCCCACUGCCCCCUGUCCUGAAGUGGCUGGCCAUGGCUCUCCAGCAGCAACAAUAAAACCUGCUUACCCAA
Molecule: messenger RNA, 1182 nt
Organism: Mastomys coucha (southern multimammate mouse)
Lineage: Eukaryota; Metazoa; Chordata; Mammalia; Rodentia; Muridae
Gene: Tecr
Product: trans-2,3-enoyl-CoA reductase
Exons: 13
Coding region: 145-1071 (308 amino acids)
Biological process (GO): very long-chain fatty acid biosynthetic process
Molecular function (GO): oxidoreductase activity, acting on the CH-CH group of donors
Source: RefSeq, a predicted model, not a curated record